UGUUGGCUAUUUGGAGGUCCCGAGCGUAGCGUGCGAGCUCCCUGCAAUCUGCACUCACACCGAGUGCUCUGUUCUGUGCAGAUUUGAGGAAAUCACACUCAGCCAAGGAGAAGGAAGAAGGAAGGCAGCUGAAGAUCAUGUCGGGCUGUGGAGAGAAUCAGGAGGAGGCGAGAGCCAGGAUGAAGGCCGAUAACCUUUUCCAAAUGCAUCCCUCUCGGCCCCGCAAACAAAAGUCUGUCUUCUCCGAAGUAAACGAGCGUGGAGUGGACGACAUCACGCUUGAGGUUUUCUACAAACCACACACCAUCACCCUGCUUUUGGUUUCGAUUUGCGUCAUCAUGUACAUCGCAUUCACCAGGAACGAUGUCGACAUUCAGGACAACAUCUGGGCAGGCAUACUCUGCGUGGGCUUCUACUUCCUGAUCAUCUCGGUGCUUGCCUUUCCAAACGGGCCGUUCACUCGACCUCACCCGGCAAUUUGGCGCAUGGUAUUCGGUGCCAGCGUCAUUUACCUCUGCACUCUGCUUUUCCUUCUCUUCCAGCGCUAUGAGUCUGUCAUGGCCAUCUUCAGGUGGCUAGACCCAGGUCUUAAAAACUUUCACAUUGAUCAGGAAAAGGAGUAUGGAGUCAACUGCUCAGAUGUCAAUUUGGAGAAGAUUUGGAACCAUUUGGACGUGUUUGCGGUUGCUCACUUUCUUGGCUGGCUUUUCAAAGCAAUUUUGGUGCGCCACUGGGGCAUCCUCUGGGCCAUCAGCUUCAUGUGGGAGUUUACUGAGGUGCAAUUCGCUCACCUGCUGCCAAACUUCAAGGAAUGCUGGUGGGAUGCUUUGAUCCUCGACGUAUUCAUUUGCAACGGACUGGGAAUUUGGCUUGGCCUGAAGAUCUGCUCGAUCCUCGAGAUGCGCGAGUACAAAUGGGUUUCCAUCAGGGACAUUCACUCGACCACUGGCAAAAUAAAGAGAGCCGUUCUCCAAUUUACGCCUGAAAACUGGACUCACAUGCGCUGGCUCGAUCCCAAAUGCACCUACAUGCGCUUCUUUGCCGUCUGCCAGCUGGUCAUUUUCUGGCAGGUGUCUGAACUCAACACCUUCUUCCUCAAACAUAUUUUCGAAAUGCCGCCAUCUCACCCCAUCGUCGUUGGCAGACUUGCGCUCGUCGGCGUUAUUGUGGCUCCUUCUGUUCGGCAGUACUACAUUUACGUGACAGACACGCAGUGCAAGCGUGUAGGCACCCAGUGCUGGGUGUAUGGGGCCAUCAUGUUCCUGGAGGCGGUGCUGUGUAUCAAGAACGGCCGCGAACUGUUCAGCAGAACGCAGGCCUCAAACAUCAUAAUUUGGCUGCUUGCCCAGCUGUUCUGUGCCAUAGUCGUUGUCACAGGUUGCGUCCUUUGGCACUUCUACUUUAAGAAUGAAGGCGAAAAGUCCCGCGACUCGUCUCCCGUGAAGAACUUGUCUUCCCCUUCGGAUGACGAUGAGGAGGAUAUUUCAAGUCACAGCGACUAUAGAUCUGGGACAACUGCAGAUCAGACUGUGAGGAGAAGGCUGGUGCCCUCGGAGUCAGAGGAAAAUUAAAAACAAUCAAAAAGCUCCUGUUUGUGUACCAAAGUGUGUAUAUCUAGUUACACAGUACAAAGCUUUGCGAGCGCGAGUGGAUUGCUUCACGAACACCGUUAUUACACUUACAGAUUUUCAUGCGAUUGUACUGGAAUGCAAUUUCUUCAGAAAGCUUGUGCCAUGAGAUAACAUGGGGUAGCUCACUGCCUUGUUGGGUAUCCGCCUGAUUUCAGCAACAAGAGUCAUUCCAAUUACGCUUAUAUGAUAUUUAUCAGCCAUAUCAUUUUCUGCCAGUUCACUCAUUAAUUUAAAUCUGUUUCAUUCUCCAUCAGCUUACAAUUCACACAAGGUUCAAAUUAAUGAGUUAAGUACUUUUUAAAACAGCUCCUUGUGGAACCUCUGUUGUUGAUUUUAUACUCUGAAGUAUUGUUGGAAAAGAGACGAACUCUUGAAGUAUGCCUAAGGGAACUCUUUAUGUCCAAUCAAUGCUCGUUUGUCCAAAUAAUAAUUUUAGGCCAAUCAUGUUAAUGUAUGUGUCAAACUACAUCCAUGGGCAUAAUUCCUGAACGUUUUCUGUUGGAAAAACAAUCGAUCUAUUCAGGAAUCAACUUAGUUAUCCAGGUAUUUUCGCCACUUCUAUUCGAACAAACAGAUCUGUUGUGCAAAUGAAAAUGGUUGGCUCUUUUGUUACCAUUAGUUAGGUUUGCCCUUUUGUCAAUGUCAAAGUGUACAUUGUGGUAGCUUCGUUAAAGCAACUUUUAAGGUCAAGAUAAUUAGACUUUGUCCACUUUUGGCUGUGCGGCUUAUAAAUGACUCAAUUUUCGGCAAGAAGAAGUGACAAAAACAAUUUUGGUGCAUUUAGCGUAGAAAAUUAAUAGUCAUGUUGUUGAUUUAUUUUACUUCGUCUGCUGUAAAUCAAACUAUUUCAUUACUGAAAGUUGGAAAAGUCCAUUUUAUUAAAUAUUAUACUUUGCAUCCUCUCAUUUUAAUUUGUGCCCCAUGAGCACAUGAUCCUAGAGAGGAAAUUUGCAGCACUGUUAUGUUUCGUGGACCUAUUUUAACUUUUUGCCAAAUGUUUUAGUGUGCAUGCGUAGAUAAUUUUAUGUAGAAUACUUAAGCAAGAGUAAAAAAAUUGUUUUAGCUCCAAAUUAAAGAAGGAUUUAAAAUAA
Molecule: messenger RNA, 2722 nt
Organism: Cloeon dipterum
Lineage: Eukaryota; Metazoa; Arthropoda; Insecta; Ephemeroptera; Baetidae
Gene: l(3)77CDf
Product: phosphatidylserine synthase 1 homolog l(3)77CDf
Exons: 7
Coding region: 138-1571 (477 amino acids)
Biological process (GO): phosphatidylserine biosynthetic process
Molecular function (GO): L-serine-phosphatidylethanolamine phosphatidyltransferase activity
Source: RefSeq, a predicted model, not a curated record